Molecule: messenger RNA, 978 nt
Organism: Colletotrichum truncatum
Lineage: Eukaryota; Fungi; Ascomycota; Sordariomycetes; Glomerellales; Glomerellaceae
Product: glycosyl family protein
Biological process (GO): carbohydrate metabolic process
Molecular function (GO): hydrolase activity, hydrolyzing O-glycosyl compounds
Source: RefSeq, a predicted model, not a curated record
AUGAAGCUGUCCUCCAUCCUCACGGGUCUUACGGCCCUUCUGCCCUUUGCUUCGGCCUUUACGAACCCGAUCCGCCGUCCCGGAGGUGCCGACCCCUUCAUCACGUACUCGGGCGACGGGUACUACUACAUCCUCACGACGACCUGGUCGACGGUCGAGAUCGCCCGGUCCACCACCAUCGAGGGCCUGAAGACCGCCGCGAAGAAGGUCGUCUACUCUUCCAACGACGGCUCGAGAUGCUGCAACGUCUGGGCGCCCGAGGUGCACUGGUUGGGUAACCGGUGGUACAUUUACUUCACCGCCGGCGGCAGCGCGAACUUGGAUAACCAGAGGAUGCAUGUUCUCCGGGGUGGUUCCACCCCCUGGGACAGCUACUCUUACGUAGGCCGCAUCGGCGCCGACGAAUGGGCCAUUGACGCCUCGGUCCUCCGCACGCCGCAGCACGGCAACUUCCUCAUGUACUCGUGCUUCCACGGCGCGCAGUACCAGUCCAUCUGCAUCCAGAAGCUCAACGCCGACUUCGUGUCGACCUCGGGCUCCGUCAGCCUCAUCUCGCAACCCACGCAGUCCUGGGAGCGCGUCUCCCACCCCGUCAACGAAGGGCCCGCAGCGCUCUACUUUGGCGGCAAGACGUACAUCGCCUACUCGGCCUCCUACUGCUGGUCCGCGAGCUACUGCCUCGGCCUCCUCACCUGGGACGGCACCACGGUGCCCACGAGCACCGCCGCGUGGACCAAGGGCAACGGGUGCGUGCUCAAGAGCGGCAACGGCCACUACGGCACCGGCCACAACAGUUUCUUCCAGAGCCCCUCGGGGGACCAGACCUGGAUCGCCUACCAUGCCACCGCCAACUCUGCCGGCGCCUGCGAUGAUAGCCGGUACACCAUGGUGCAGCAGCUCGGCACGCACAGCAACGGCGCUCCCAACUUUGGCACGCCCGUGGCGUUUAGCUACUCGUACAGCGAGCCUCGGAAGUAG